GGCAUGUCCAAAACUAGGUCAAACAUAAAUAUUGAAGGGCCCUACUAAUGUAUGAGUGAAAUCAACGCUGUGUAUACGAAUUCGGUGCCAGGCGGAGCACAAUUCGUCGUUAAAAGUUCAAUUGCAAUACUCCGCGUAACCCACUCGAUCGUCAGUUGUAGUUCUUGACAAGGGCGUACAUACCAACACACAACAGUGUACAGGCACAAAACCGUAUAAAUCCUCAGCGAGUAUAUCCAAAGACCAUCCAUCUUAAACGUUUCAUCUUCAUAAUAAUAUAUGCGUGAUAUGUCUAGUGACAACACAAUGCCUGAUAAUGAGUGUCAUCGUUGUUCUGCUGGAAAAAAGGAACCUGUAACACGCACGUGUGAUGAACAGAAAGAAGUUCUAUCGUCGGUUGUUGAUGAUUAUUAUCCUUGGGGAAAACCUGGUCAUGGUGCUCCCAACGACGAUGGUCUUCGAAAAAGGAAAAUAUUUGCAGACCCUCCAUCUCCUCCUUGGAAGGAAAUUAGUAAUGAAGUGACAAAAAUGGGAAGGCCCGGUGGCGGUGCGCCUCAAAAGACGUCAUCCGGAAAAAUCAAAAACUUCCGUAUCGAAGACCCACAACUUAGAUUUCAAUUUCACGCUCCUGAUAGAAAUAUGGUGGACAAUGAUCUUCGAUAUAGAAUGCCAUUGAAAGAUCAGAGAGCAUAUAAGUUAGAAUUAGAUGAAAUGGUCAGGGAAAAACAAGAAAUAGUCGAAGAAAACCGCAGAAAAGAAAUGAUCCUGGAUCAAAAACUGAAUUCGAUCGCAGAUCCCUGGGGUACACCAUGCCCAGGGGGUGUUAUUUGGAGAGAUCCAAAAAGUAUUGGAAAAAACUUCUUUCGAUCGUUGGGAUAUGUGGAUGGAAAGAUAUUAAAAUUGGGAUCACAUCCAAACGACAAUAAAGAAAGCACUGAAGAUAUUGAAGCAGUUACGGGUGGUGUAGAGUUAGCUCCGUUACUUGCGUCAAAAAGAAGACAAGACAGUAAAUGGCCUUUGCACACAAGUGAUAUAACGAAAAUAUAUGAUCCUAAAUCAAAUUUCUUGAUCGAUGAAAAAGAAUAUCAUAAGUUUCUUGAAAGACAAAUAAGUGGACGUGAAAGACGCAAACAGCACGAGCACCAAGAAGAUAUACAAGAAGGACAAAAGCACCAUGAAAAUUGGAAUGAGUUUUGGGGUAGACCAGGUGGUGGAGCACCAAAAGGAACAACGAGACAAAAAGAAAAUCUAGAGUAUAUGCUCUAUCAACUUCCUAUAAUUAAUAGGUUAAAAGAAAAAGAAGAGAGAAAAAAUUGCAGCGAUUGCAAAAAAUCACCUGAAAAAUAAAUCAACUUUUUACAGUUUAUCUCGUUUAUUAUAAUAUUCAGUUGUAGUCGACCACAAUGGGAAUAGCGGUACUUUUAACAUUUAUGUAACGACUAAUGAGUAAACGUAUGUGUUAAUUUAGUUCGUAGGAUAAUGUUCAGAAAUUCGAUUUUCAUUAUUUAUAAAAUUUAAUCUUUAUUGCACAUGGCCCGAUUUCAAAUUUUGUUCGACUUAAUAAAAUUAUUUACAAUUAUGAUUAUUACAAUUUUACGUUUAUAACAAAAUAAUAUACCUAUUAGUUCUGCAAUUCUACUUUUCUACAUUCUUAUUUUUUUCCUAUUUUCUAUUUAUAGAUCUAUAUUUUACAUUUAAUAAUAUUUAAAACGUAUUAUUACUUACCGCAAUAGCUCUUGGAUUUGAAAUUAAACACGAAUAAUUUUGAAUUAUGAUUUUAAUCUUAAUUUAAGUAACCCAAAAAGACUUUAUAAGUACAAGCAAGAUAGACAAUUUAACGAAUAACUUAAAUUUCAAAAAACAUUAAAUAUAGGUACAUGUGUUUGAAAUAUCUUUGACCAGCUUUUCCCUAGUCUUUUUUUUUUUAAAUAAAAUUUAAAUUUU
This is a messenger RNA of Rhopalosiphum maidis (corn leaf aphid), 1944 nucleotides long. RefSeq lists its product as uncharacterized. The transcript is spliced from 12 exons. The record is from RefSeq and is a predicted model, not a curated record. NCBI's taxonomy places the organism in Eukaryota, Metazoa, Arthropoda, Insecta, Hemiptera, Aphididae. Bases 280 to 1347 code for a protein of 355 amino acids.